GCACAACUUCCAAACAAAAUUACAAAUUCCAAUUGUUCUUGCCAGUUCCUCAACUGAAUUCCGGAAGAUGACUAAUAUCUGUAAAUGUAAACAUGGCAAGUCCAAGAACAAGGAAAGUUCUUAAAGAAAUCAGAGUGCAAGAUGAGAACAAUGUCUGUUUUGAGUGUGGUGCAUUUAACCCCCAAUGGGUGAGCGUGACUUAUGGAAUCUGGAUCUGUCUGGAAUGCUCAGGAAAACACAGAGGCUUGGGAGUUCACCUCAGCUUUGUGCGCUCUGUCACUAUGGACAAGUGGAAGGACAUUGAGUUGGAGAAGAUGAAGGCUGGUGGUAAUGGCAAAUUUCGAGAAUUUCUGGAGUCUCAGGAGGAUUAUGAUCCCUGCUGGUCAAUGCAGGAGAAAUACAACAGCAAAGCUGCAGCUCUCUUUAGAGAUAAGGUGGCUACUUUAGCUGAGGGCAAGGAAUGGUCUCUUGAAACUUCUCCUGCCAGAAACUGGACUCCACCUCAGCCCAAGAUGGCCCUGUCUUCAGCUCAUCGAUCUGCUGGACCAUCCCAGAAUGCAGCUGGUUCUUCCGACAAAGCUUUUGAAGACUGGUUAAACGAUGAUUUCAGCUCCUAUCAAGGUGGCCAAGAGAAUCGCUAUGUGGGAUUUGGGAACACAGUCAACCCUCCGAAAAAGGAUGAUGACUUCCUCAAUAAUGCCAUGUCUUCGCUAUACUCGGGAUGGAGCAGUUUUACAACUGGAGCGAGCAAGUUUGCCUCAGCAGCUAAAGAGGGUGCUACCAAAUUUGGAUCUCAAGCAACUCAAAAGGCAUCAGAGUUAGGUCAGACUUUAAAUGAAAAUGUUCUCAAACCUGCACAGGAAAAGGUGAAAGAGGGAAAAAUGCUUGAUGAGUUCUCCAUGGGGGUAUCUCAUCUGGCCACCAAGGUUCAGGGGGUUGGCAGUAAGGGAUGGCGGGACGUCACCACUUUCUUUUCCAGCAAAUCAGAUGAUCUUUCUGAAAGACCACCUGAGGGAGACAGCUAUCAGAACAGCGGAGGAGAGGGCUACCAGAACAAUGCUGUAGAUCAAAGCUUCUGGGAAACCUUUGGCAACUCAGACCCACCCAAGGCUCAUAAAUCCCCAAGCAGUGACAGUUGGACCUACGUGGACAAUUCCACAGAGAAGAAGAGCUCUGAUAGCUGGGACGUCUGGGGUUCGGGGACGGUCUCCAACAACAAGAACAGUAACAGCGACAGCUGGGAAAACUGGGAGACCAACUGGGAAAAUGCUGGAGGGGAGAGCAAGACCAAAAAAUCCCCUAAGAAAAUGACAAAAGUGUCUUCAGCAGCUGAUGAUGGGUGGGAUAACCAGAACUGGUAGGCCUCUGUAACCCUGCUUCGCAUGGCGAAGGAAGGAGUCCAUGCUCUCUGAUGAAAAAAGUUUCACACACAGCUGGAUUAACAUGGUUGUCCUUAUUGACCUGUUACCUUGUGCUUCCCCUUCAUUCUCCUUUCUUCUGUUCCAGUUUAGAAAAACAAAUAGUGUCUCAGUCCCAUCAUGACCAUAUGAAGAUAUGGCUGUCCCAUCGUAAAGGAUAGUAAUAGAUAUAUUCUCCUCACCAUAGCGCUAUUGGAGCUGGGUAUACUAACUUCUUAAAAUGAGAAUUCAGAGGAACAAAUCAGUGCAAGCAUGUUUUCAUGGCACAAUAUUGCAUGUGUAGUUUCUUAGGAUUGCUCCUCCAGUAUUCCUAACUUCUAAUGAAGUUCUAGAGAACAUCUGGGGUGGGGUGAUGCAGGGAAAGGAGGGGAUAUAUCUUCAACAGAUAGCCAGCAAUUGAACGUGUGAACUGCAGUUAAAUAAGUACCAGUUUAAAUGCCUCUCUCUACUGCUGGGACUGCAUUAAAUCUGGCAUUUAAAAAUGGCCGUUAAAACACUUUUUAUUGAAGCUGUAUUUUUAAACUUUGCAAGGUUUGAGAACUUUUUUUAAACCUUUUUUUUCUUAUAGAGAGAACUCCUAGAUGAGAAAAAAAACUAGAGCUAGAUAAUUAUUAGUAUGUAACUCACCAUUUUGUCAGCCUGACCAUAUAGGAGUGUUCAUAAUGGCACCACUUCUUGCCCUUUUGAUUUAGGGAUAUACACAGUGCAGAUUUUCUGCAGGUGUAUCAUGCAGAGUUAUGGUAUUUUUCCCUUUAACUAUUAAGAAGUGUCUUCCUCUCUUUAGCUUUCUUCCUUCCAGAUUCCUAAGUUCACCUGCUAUGUUUUUGUUAAAAUGAAACCUUUCUCCUCUUCUGCUUGAGCUUUUAUCAGCAUGUGUUGACCACAACAGCAAUGAAACUUUGGAAAAAUCCAGCGACAGUAAGCAAAAUGGGAGAAGAGAGGGAAAAUAAAACAUUGUUAAAGAUAGAGACAAGCUAAUUUUGAUGAAUAGAUGAAUAGAACUCUGGAUUUAACAGUGAAACUUAAAUUCAGCAGAUUGAUUAAUCUUCUCUUCAAUUGUCAAAUAGAAACAAUUUUAUAAUUGUUUAAACCACCUUUUCCUCCACAAUUUCCCUAAUA
Molecule: messenger RNA, 2537 nt
Organism: Terrapene triunguis (Three-toed box turtle)
Lineage: Eukaryota; Metazoa; Chordata; Testudines; Emydidae
Gene: ARFGAP1
Product: ADP ribosylation factor GTPase activating protein 1
Exons: 13
Coding region: 93-1361 (422 amino acids)
Biological process (GO): regulation of ARF protein signal transduction; regulation of endocytosis
Cellular component (GO): Golgi membrane
Molecular function (GO): GTPase activator activity
Source: RefSeq, a predicted model, not a curated record